Plenodomus lingam JN3 is the source of this 1320-nucleotide messenger RNA. RefSeq lists its product as uncharacterized. NCBI's taxonomy places the organism in Eukaryota, Fungi, Ascomycota, Dothideomycetes, Pleosporales, Leptosphaeriaceae. Gene Ontology annotation, biological process: ergosterol biosynthetic process. The record is from RefSeq and is a predicted model, not a curated record. Gene Ontology annotation, molecular function: 3-beta-hydroxysteroid 3-dehydrogenase (NADP+) activity. Gene Ontology annotation, cellular component: lipid droplet; endoplasmic reticulum membrane; mitochondrial outer membrane.
AUGUCUCCAAGGGAAAACAUAGCCACACCUGAUAAUGGCUUCUAUGUGCUUGUCACGGGCGCUAACAGCGGACUGGGCCUUGCCAUUGGCACUCGCCUGAUUGAUGAGUUCCUCCAGACGCGCCCCCAAUCCGAGUCGCUUGUCCUCAUCAUCACAACGCGAGACAGACGCAAGGGCGACGCGACGAUCGAAACCCUAGAAAAGCACCUGCGCACGGUGAUCAGCAGCCAUGAACGCAUACUUCCAGGCAUCUCGCAGGUGCUGCAGCGACGCGUGUACUUUCGUCAGGAGCGAUUGGAUCUGUUGAGCUUGGUGUCGGUGCAGAAGCUCUGCAAGAAACUCCGCGAGACGACCCCUAAGCUCGACGUCGUCGUCUGUAAUGCAGGUAUAGGCGGCUGGACGGGCAUCAAUUGGCCGCUUGCUAUAUGGACCAUCCUCACCGGCUGGAAGAGCGCUGUGACUUGGCCUACGUUCAAGCUUGCAGGCGUUGGCCGGGUUGCAAAGCCGCAGAUACCUGCAGACAAGAGGGUAGAGGAGCCUCCUCUCGGCGAAGUCUUCUGUGCCAACUUCUUUGGGCAUUAUCUCCUGGGCCACUACCUAGCUCCUUUGCUCGCAAAGCACCCAAGAAAUGAACACACAAGAGGCAGAUUGAUAUGGGUUAGCAGCUUGGAAGCAUAUGAUCAUAUGUUUGAUAUCAAUGACCUGCAGGGUCUUGCAUCGCACGCACCGUACGAAUCGUCGAAGCGACUGACCGAUGUCAUGGCCAUCUGCUCGAGGCUCCCCUCUACAGCUGACUUGGUAGCACACUAUUUCGACGGCGCGCACGAUAGCGAGAAGACUAGCAGUCCGAGGAUUUACACCAGCCACCCUGGCAUCUGCGGCACAUCAAUCAUCGCCCUCCCCGUCAUCCUCGAAUACCUCAUGUUCACCGCCUUCUACAUAGCCCGCUGGCUCGGUAGCCAAUGGCACCCGGUCACGGCUGCCAAAGGGGCGACGGCCAUGGUGUGGCUGGCUCUCGCGAAACAGAGCACACUAGACAGUAUGGAGGGCAAGGAUGGGGUAGGCAAAUGGGGUAGUGCGACUGACGUUUGGGGCCGAGAGCGUGUUGAACGUACUGAGGUCGCAGGUUGGGGCUGGGGUGGCAGACUUGGCGAGACGAGGACAAGUGGCCGUGAUCCGUAUGCACAAGACGUCAGUCAAGAAAACCAAGAGAGGUUUUUGCAGAUUGGCCAGAAGUGUUGGGAGGAAAUGGAAAGGCUCCGGAGGGAAUGGGAAGAGCGGCUACGUGUAGCUGGGAUUGCCGUUGAGAUGGAAUCGUAA